Kuraishia capsulata CBS 1993 is the source of this 2028-nucleotide messenger RNA. RefSeq lists its product as uncharacterized. The record is from RefSeq and is a predicted model, not a curated record. The coding region runs from base 1 to 2028 and encodes 675 amino acids. The transcript has a single exon. NCBI's taxonomy places the organism in Eukaryota, Fungi, Ascomycota, Pichiomycetes, Pichiales, Pichiaceae.
AUGUUAUCAGAUCAGCAACUAAUCCGUUUUUUCAAGGACACUUUCGCGGGUUCUUCUGAGUUGGGAGCAUGGGCUGCUUGCACUGUAUUGAGCGCUUUUACGGCUGCUACUGUGGGUUAUUUCUCUGGAAGAAACAUUGGCACGUAUCGGUAUUCUCCCUUUUUGCUUGAAGGAAACGAGGAAAAUAUCAAGGCAGCGGUUGUAGAUGCGGCCGUGGUCUCCGAAGUAUCAUCAUCGCCGAUGCUUCUUGAAGAGAUGUUUGAAUCUCACUCUGGAAAGAGCGCUGCGGCGUUGAUAUUAUUCAUUUUGGUUGACAUUCUGCUGGUGUCACUAUUUUGCUGGAAAUUCAAGCAGGAUGCGAAUGUUCAGUCUCAGAAUGAGGUCCUUUCUACAUCUGUUGAGACUCUUAGGUCCCGCCUAUCAAGAGUCGAUAGAGACCAUAGGGAUUUCGAAAACUACCUGGAAACGAGACUUGAAUCCGUAAAUGAGAUGGUUCAGUCUUCAAAAAAAAAAUCUCUUGCCAGUAUUGAAAAAGCGACGAAAAAAGCUCAAGCCAAGCUGGAGGCUUUGGGAAUGAGAACUGCUGCGGCCACUCAUAGUGCUAUUGAAAAACUGAAACCAUUGAUCAAAGAUGCCAAGUCACAGAAGGAGGCCCUGACCACCAAUCAGAAGGAAAUAUCCGAAGAAAUCAGCUCAGCUGAACGCAAACUGAGCAGUCUUCUGCUGGUUUUUCAGUCUGAUUCAGCCUCUGUGAAGGAAGCGAUGAAAAUUGCCAAUGAACAAAGUGCUGAAAUGCUAGUCACCAUCUCUGAGGAAAAAGGUAAACUUGAGACGACGUUGAAGAAACUCGAUGUCAAACUGUGCAAGUCACAUAUGAUGUUACGUGAGACUCGCCGUCUUUUUGAGACUAAUGUUAAGUUCGAUCAGGUAUCAGCCAGAAACAUGUCAACUCCUCCAAAAUCAAGAUCGGAGAUCGACUCAGAGAUCAUUCAACAGCUAUUCUGGCCGCUAAAUGAGGCUAAAGAUUUCAGUUUGCCCACCCUGCCGGUGGAAACAUCAAUGACCCCGCCGUUGCUAGACCUCAAUACGUAUGCCAAUCAAAGUGUCUUGGAUAUAUCUGGCGUUGAUAAAGACUCAACUGAUCUUCUUCUGCACGGCAUGAAUGAACGGCUCAACGCCCUCGAGUCUCUAAUCAAUUUUGAGUUGGGCCAGCUAGAUCGGCUGGAAUUUAGGAUAAAGCACGAUGUGCUGAAGGAUUUCAACCACACUCUUGAAAGCCUAAAGAAUACUUUCAAGACCUCUCAAGUGGAAACUAUGGAAAACUGGAGUUCGUGGCUUUCCACUCUCUUGGGAGUUUCUUAUUCGUUUUAUGUGGAUGCAAAAACGGCAGGAUCAUUUCCGGCACUGAUGAGCUUCAAAUCAAGCCUUCUGAGAGUGGAUAGAGCGGAGUGUUCUGGAAUCCAUGAGCAGGAGUUGCUUGCAGCGAUGAAAUCUUUACAGCAGGCUGUCCAUGACUGUUUCAACGACUCUGUGCUUUUGCUCUUGCAGUUCUUUCUGUUUAAGCUUUCCAGGUCUGAUCUGCAAAAUGCCUCUGUUGUGGUGUCAAGUGUUUUAGCUGAUAGCGAAGCCAACGUAAGAUCAACCUUGGAUAGAGCUAUUGACAAUGUGGAGUAUCAAGUAUUUGAAAUCUUCAAGAGCAAACAUUUUGGGCCGAAGCUCACGAACGAACUCAGGGAGUUGAUCCACCGCUUAAGAGUAUGUUUACUGGAUGACUGUGUUGGCGGUAUAUCAAGUUUACAUGAUCUUCUACAUGUGAACAUCCAAGGUACUGCUAUAAUGGUGGAAGCCCUCAUGGAGAAGGACAAAAAGACUGACGAAGCGUUCCCGCAGUCCACGACGGACCUGUCUGGUCUCGAUACCACCGAGCCUUUGGAGAGCGACCAGUCAUCUACUUCGGCGUCAGAAAUUAAUUUGAGACCCUUCCAUAUUUCGAAAGAGCGUCCAGCACAUCCUUCAGAUGCUCAAUAG